Ilex paraguariensis (yerba mate) is the source of this 1624-nucleotide messenger RNA. The record is from the annotation of a GenBank genome assembly. Lineage: Eukaryota; Viridiplantae; Streptophyta; Magnoliopsida; Aquifoliales; Aquifoliaceae.
AUGUGCAAUGCCAGUCAAGAGGUUUCUUGGUGCUUUUCUUCAAGUUCAAGUAAUACUAGCGGGAGACAACAAGUCUUAUAUGAUGCCACCAACAGACUCAGAACAAACACAAGAAAGGGUAGAGAUGCUUUUCGAGGAAGGAUUGAUACCAAAGUGUCUAUGCCUUGCCAUAUAACUAAAGAAAAAUAUGUCCUAUCCACAAUGCACCAAGUUGUUAGGCAUCUGACAUCCAGGCCCAUUAAUGCUCCACAAAGGGAAAAUUUGUGCAUAGUUUGUCAUGCGUUGGGAUCUGAUUCUAAUGAGAAGCACCUGAGAUCAUUGGAUUCUUAUUUUGGGAAACUUCAGAACAAUGCUAAUCAGCCUUCUUCAUAUUCAUUGAACCAGGAAUCAAAGAAAUCAGAGUUACCCAAUACAAGUGGUCAAUUCAGAGCCAGAAAAGGACUGGGAGCUCUAGACGAUUAUCUUGGUAAACUGAAUGAAGAUGCAAAGUCAAAAAAUUAUGUGCCAUCUGCUUCUGAUGAUGAAACGACUAAUGCUGCACCAUAUCCUAUCAAGGGAAAUUCUGGAAGAGGCAGAGUAAAGAAACUGAAAAACUAUAUGGAGUUGAAAAAUAAUGAUGGUGAGAGUGGUCCAAAGAGUUCAGAAGAUGAAACGUCCAAUCUUUAUUUAAUAAGUAUUUUGGCUUCUAUAAACAUUGCAGUUUUUCUGUUUGAAAUAGCAAGUCCAAUUGGGAGCUCUGAUCUAGAGCUCUUUUCAGUCCCAUUAGUUUAUGGUGCAAAGAUAAAUCAUCUGAUCCUCAUUGGAGAAUGGUGGAGGCUAGUGACACCAAUGUUUCUGCACUCAGGAAUCCUUCAUGUGGCUUUUGGUUGUUGGGUGCUUCUUACUUUUGGACCUCAAGUUUGUAGAGCAUAUGGUUCGCUUACCUUUUUCUUGAUAUACAUACUUGGAGGAAUUUCUGGCAACUUAACAAGCUUUCUCCACACCCCAGACCCAACUGUUGGUGGGACGGGACCAGUAUUUGCCAUAAUUGGAGCUUGGCUUAUUUAUCAGAUUCAAAACAGUGAUAUUACUGGAAAGGAUAUGCCUGAAAGCAUGUUUCAGAAGGCAAUUAUUGCUACUGCUCUCAGCUGCAUAUUAAGCAAUUUUGGCCCGAUUGAUGACUGGACGCAUUAUGGUGCAGCUUUUAUGGGUAUAGUGUAUGGCUUUUUCACUUGUCCAACGCUGCAAAUGGAUGAUGCAUCCUCAAAAACUGGCCAGGAAGAACAAAUAACACUCGUUAGACGACAUGUUAAUCCUUCCUCUAUCGGUGCACAAGGGGGGUUUGAUGAUGAAUGCUGGCAUGGCAUGGGACGUAGGUGAUGAGAAGAUAUGGUUUACUGUCUCUAAAGAUUAAAAAGGCCAUGAGAGGUACCGUGUCUGAUCCAUGAAUCUCCGAUCGGAAUGUAACAGAGGAGUGGAGUCAUUCUCUUCAUCCUAAAAUUUUGUUUUGAUUCAAAUCCUUCCUCAACAUGGUGUCUUAAAAGUUUUAAAGAGUUUUCAAAAGAUUUUUUUGUAGAAUUUUUUGAAAUCAAUGAUUGGACCAUGCAAACUAAUCCUUAAUUUCGAUUUUGUUUACAUUUCUAGA